UCUCCUCCUCCUCCUCCUGACUGUGAACAGAACCUGCACGGAGGGACAGGAAUGGGAAACAGAGCUCACAAGACCACCAAACCGAUAUAACGCGCGCACGAACACUAGACGCGAACCCUAGCUACAACUACUUCCAUUUCCGAUGGAGAAUCUCUCACAUUCUCGGCUGCCGAACAAGGGCUUACCUUCACUACCCAAGAAAGCUUGCAAUGGCAACACCUUCAACUCCGGCAAAGCCAACACCUACGACGACGUCUUCGGUGGCCCACCGAGGUUCGGGGCCUCGGCGCUCUCUCCCCGGUUAGAGGACUACGGCGAGAUUUUCGGUGGGUUUAACGCGCCUCGCGGCUCGUCGAUUCCGGUUCUCGAUCUUCCGCUGGUCCACGAGGACGAGGUAUUUUCCGAUGUGCGGAGCUCCGGAUUUGACUACGGUGAGGUUUUUGGUGGAUUUGACAGUCUCGAUUUCGCGUCGUCAUAUGAGGAGUUGGUAAUGGACCAGUCUAAGGGUGGUGAUGGUGAUUCCUCUGAAGAAGCUUGGACUCCUGUCGAAACUGAAUCUCCACUCGAAGGAUCAGAUCAUUCUGGGAAGAGUCCAUGUUUGUCUAAUGGAGAUUCUCUCGAGUCAAUUGAUGGCAGCAUGGAGUUCAGCGUAUCAUACAACAAGGCUUGUCAAAGUGAGAUAGGAAUGUCAAAUGGGGUGACACAUGUGACUGAGUCAAUUCCUGGAUAUACUUUUGCUGUUGAUAAAACCACUCGACUGCCAAAAGAGUAUGAGAAUCCAUGCUUGAAGGUGACUGAUGAUAGCACUCUUGAUAACACUGGAAGAAUGAUGAAAGGAAGACAUCUGAGGAAAACCAAAACCUUGCACUCUGCAAAUGGUAACACUGGCGGACAGACAUUCGAAGAUGACGUUACAAAGAGGAAAAUGUAUAGCAGGAACAGCUCUUUUCCUAAUUCCAUGUUUGUAACUGUUUCUGAAGUCAGCCUUCGAACUCAGCCUUCUGAAUUGCCACCUCCCUCUAGACCACCACCUUUGUUAGAUGCUAGAACAGAAGAUGCUUGUAGAUUCACUUCAAACAGUGGAACGAAUGCCACUGAAGGGCCUGCAUUUGCUAGUUCACCACCUUUCUUUGAUGUAGAGAUAGAUGCAAGUUCGGCUGCUGCAGUAUCUGCUGCCGCUAUCAAAGAAGCUAUGGAGAAAGCACAAGCAAAAAUUAAAAGUGCAAAAGAAUCAAUGGAGAGGAAGAGAGAAAGUGUUAAAAAUAACCUGAAGUCAGGUUCUAAGAAUGGCAGAAAAGAUAAGGAAGGAACACUAAACAAGAAUGUCGAUGGGUCAGAUGGCAUAAAAGAAGAAAUAGCAUGUGGUGUUCGUGCCCAAGGUGAUAAUGGAAUGAACUUUUAUGUUAGAGAUGAAAGGCACAAAGUAAUAAAAUCAACACAGGAAGUUCCUGGUUCAAUUGAAGUUGACAAAAUUUUUAAUGUGGUUAGGAAGUCUUCAGAGGAGAAGCCUGAAAAGAAAUCUUUGUCACCUCAACAGCUCAAUGAAAUUGAUGAAAAUGAUGAAUGGAAAGAAGCAACACAAUUUUUUGAACUGGUGAGACUAGACAAAUCAAGAGCCAGUUUCGAAUAUGAAAACAGUGAAGAUAUUUUAUUGCAUAACACAAAGUUUCUUCACGAGGAUGGUCAGAAGGAGAAGUGGUCAACUGUGAGAAACUCAGAGAAGCAACCAGAACGGAAGUUGAAGGCAGUGGGAGAAAAUCAAACUGCUGAGAAACUUGAGAAGAAAUCAGAAACAGCAAAGGUGGUUUGUGAGCAUAAGGAUAAGUACGGAAAAUCACGUACAUCAAUAGAAGCACCUCGGCAGAAGAAGCAUGAGAAGAAGGUAAAGAUUGUAAAGGAUUUUCAUGAAGAAGAGGGAGAGAAGAAAUCUAAGAUAGCCCCACAACCUGUGGGAGCAGAGAAGAAAGCAACUUCUAUUGACCAAUCAGAAAAUACGGGAACUUGGAAAAGGUUCGUCAAGAAAACAAAAUCUCAGCUGAAACAAGAGAUGGACAGUGGAAAACUUGAAAAAAUCCAAGUGGCUUUUGUUGAAGAGGAUAGAAAGAUGGUAGCUGCACUAAAGGACACUGAAAAGAGACCACAGGUUGUCGGAACUGUAGACAUUUUAUUUGAUGAAGAAUAUGUUAAAUCUGGGAUGGUUCGUCGCAACUUAGAAUUUGUAGAGAGCCUAUCCAGAGAUGCGUAUGUAGCAGAGUUGCUUAUCCAAGAGCAGAGAGUAAAUAGAGCAGGUGAAGCUGGAAGCAGUAUUGCACAAACAGAUGUGGAGAAAACUAAAGAUGUUUCCCAGUUAGGAUCUGAUUUGAGAAAUCACAAUAAGAAAUUUGCUUAUGAGUUGGAGGGAAGAGGGAAUCAUAUCACGCAAACACAAACCAUCCUGAAUCAAGAAGAAAACAGGGAUAAGUCCAGUUCAAAUGAAACAAUGAGGGAAUCAGUUGAAGGUGGAAAGAAAGUGGAAUUGACAGAGUCUUCUAUGCUAGAAGGGAAAAGAAGCACCCCAAAAGCAGCUCAGCAGGUUAAUGACAGAAAUGCACGAAGAAAAGACAGAAAUCUCAAUGAGUUUUCUAGAUUGGAAGAGAAAGAAAGUGAAAGGAUAAGAAGAGAACGAGAGCUUGAAAACGAGCGCCUCAGAAAGAUAGAAGAAGAAAGGGAGAGAGAAAGAGAAAGAGAAAAGGACAGGAUGGCUGUCGACAGAUUGAAUGCUGAAGUUCGUGAUAGGGCAGAAAGGCUUGCUGUGGAAAGGGUAACAGCUGAAGCCCGGCAAAGAGCACUGGCAGAGGCUCGUGAAAGGUUAGAGAAGGCAUGUGCAGAGGCUAAGGAGAAAUCAUUUGGUGAGAAGGCAUCUGUGGAGGCUAGGCUCAGGGCAGAACGUGCUGCUGUUGAGAGGGCAACUGCAGAGGCUCGAGAACGUGCUGCUGAAAAAGCUGCAUUUGAGGCAAGAGAACGGAUGGAAAGAUCUGUAUCAGAUAAAUUCUCUACUUCUUCCCGAAAUAGUGGAAUGAGACCAAGCUCUUCAUUCUCAGAUGUGCAUGAUCAUCAAUUUCAGACUACAGGCUCUUUGGGUGCUCAAAGAUUUCAUUCAGCUUAUGGUGCUUCCUAUUAUGGUGAGAAGUCUGAAGGAGUUGAUGGUGAAUCAGCUCAAAGGUGUAAAGCUAGACUAGAGAGGCAUCGCCGAACAGCUGAACGUGCAGCAAAAGCGCUUGCAGAGAAGAACAUGCGUGAUCUUAUCGCUCAAAGAGAGCAAGCAGAGAGAAAUAGAUUAGCAGAAACCUUGGAUGCAGAUGUCAAAAGGUGGUCCAGUGGAAAAGAAGGGAACCUCCGUGCAUUGCUUUCAACAUUGCAAUAUAUCCUUGGCCCAGAUAGUGGUUGGCAGCCAAUCCCGUUAACAGAAGUCAUAACUGCACCUGCGGUAAAGAAAGCUUACAGGAAAGCUACCCUUUGUGUUCAUCCUGACAAAUUACAACAACGAGGUGCAAGUAUUCAGCAGAAGUACAUUUGUGAAAAGGUCUUUGAUCUUCUGAAGGAAGCUUGGAACAAAUUCAACUCUGAAGAACGGUAGCUUGUUGUGCUUGCAGAUUUGCGUAUUUCUACAGUUCAUGGUCAAUUCUGUAAAUUUACACAGCGAGGUAGUAGAUUUUUCGUAGCGAUUGGAUAUUUUAGUUUAUCUAUGUAGUUUUGAAAUGUAAUCUUAAGCUCAAAGAAACAGGUGUGAAACUAGUAAAAGAGAAAAAUUCAUUUCCCCUUUUUGAAAGUUGAGAAA
Carica papaya (papaya) is the source of this 3817-nucleotide messenger RNA. The record is from RefSeq and is a predicted model, not a curated record. NCBI's taxonomy places the organism in Eukaryota, Viridiplantae, Streptophyta, Magnoliopsida, Brassicales, Caricaceae.